Messenger RNA from Hyphopichia burtonii NRRL Y-1933, 750 nucleotides. RefSeq names its product copper chaperone (gene CCS1). Gene Ontology annotation, biological process: removal of superoxide radicals. The record is from RefSeq and is a predicted model, not a curated record. NCBI's taxonomy places the organism in Eukaryota, Fungi, Ascomycota, Pichiomycetes, Serinales, Debaryomycetaceae. Gene Ontology annotation, molecular function: copper ion binding; superoxide dismutase copper chaperone activity. The transcript has a single exon. Gene Ontology annotation, cellular component: cytoplasm. The coding region runs from base 1 to 750 and encodes 249 amino acids.
AUGACAAAAUCUUUUGAGAUAGUGUUCAAUGUGCAAUUGGAAUGCGAGGCAUGCGUGGAGUCGGUGUCGCAGGCAUUGAGUCCUCUUGGAGGAAUAUCCAAGUACGAUAUUGAUUUGAAAAAUAAUUUAGUGACUACCGAAGGAUCGAUUCCACCAUCAGAAAUCGUGAAGGCCAUACAAGGCACUGGGAAAGAUGCAAUCAUACGUGGGACCGGACAGCCAAAUUCAGCAGCAGUUUGUAUUUUGGAGAGUUUUAGUCCAAACGAUAUUAGUCAUCCGGUGAAAGGAUUAGCAAGAAUAGUUAGCGUGGGUGACAAUGAUUUGGUUAUAGAUUUAACCGUCAAUGGAUUAACCAAGGGAAUCUAUUAUCCUUCAAUUAGGUCCAAUGGGAACUUAUCCCAAGGAGCAUUGAGCACUGGCCGUCUUUUUUACGAAUUGUCUCCAGUGGAAGUUGACUCUCCAGCAGAUAUCUCAACAACUAUCAAUUCUUUAGGUGCAUUUACUCCAAGGGAAAACGAACCGUUGUAUUCUGGCCAAGGUUUCUUGCAGGCAAAUUUAUCAAUUAAUGAUUUAAUUGGCCGUAGUAUAAUUUUAUCUCGUUUGAAGGAUGAAACCGCUCCCGAUUCUUUAUGUGGUGUCAUUGCUCGUAGUGCUGGUGUUUGGGAAAACGACAAAAGUGUUUGCAGCUGUUCUGGUAAAACCGUUUGGCAGGAAAGAGUCGAUGCUUUACAUAGGGGAGUUAGGCUGUAA